GGCGCGAGGUGCGGGAUGGAGAGCAAGGCGCUGCUGGCCUUUGCUCUGUGGCUCUGCGUGGAGACCCGGGCUGCCUCUGUGGGUUUGUCUAGUGUUUCUCUUGAUCCACCCAGACUCAGCAUAAAAAAAGAUAUACUUACAAUUAUGGCUAACACAACGCUUCAAAUUACUUGCAGGGGUCAGAGGGACUUGGACUGGCUCUGGCCCAACAAUCAGAGCGGCUCUGAGAAAAGAGUGGAGGUGACGGAUUGCAGUGACAGCGUCUUCUGUAAGAUGCUCACCAUUCCAAAAGUGAUCGGAAAUGAUACUGGAGCCUACAAGUGCUUCUACCAGGACACUGACAUGGCCUCUGUCGUCUAUGUGUAUGUUCAAGAUUACAGAUCUCCGUUUAUUGCUUCUGUCAGCGACCAACAUGGAGUUGUGUACAUCACUGAGAACAAAAACAAAACUGUGGUGAUUCCGUGUCUGGGGACCAUUUCAAACCUCAAUGUGUCACUUUGUGCAAGGUAUCCAGAAAAGAGGUUUGUUCCUGAUGGUAACAGAAUUUCCUGGGACAGCAAGAAAGGCUUCACUAUUCCCAGCUACAUGAUCAGCUAUGCUGGCAUGGUCUUCUGUGAAGCAAAAAUUAAUGAUGAAAGUUACCAGUCUAUUAUGUACAUAGUUGUGGUUGUAGGGUACAAGAUUUAUGAUGUGGUUCUGAGCCCCCCUCACGGAGUUGAGCUGUCCGUUGGAGAGAAGCUUGUCUUAAAUUGUACGGCAAGAACUGAACUAAAUGUGGGGAUUGACUUCAACUGGGAAUACCCUUCUUUGAAGCAUCAGCAUAAGAAACUUGUAAACCGGGACCUGAAAACCCAGUCUGGGAGUGAGAUGAAGAAGUUUUUGAGCACCUUGACUAUAGAUGGUGUAACCCGGAGUGACCAAGGGUGGUACACCUGUGCCGCUUCCAGUGGGCUCAUGACCAAGAGGAACAGCACAUUCAUCAGGGUCCAUGAAAAACCUUUUGUUGCUUUUGGUAGUGGCAUGGAAUCUUUGGUGGAAGCCACCGUGGGAGACCGUGUCAGAGUCCCUGUGAAGUGCCUUGGUUACCCUCCUCCAGAAAUAAAAUGGUAUAAAAAUGGAAGACCCAUUGAGUCCAAUCACACAAUUAAAGUGGGGCACGUACUGACUAUUAUGGAAGUGAGUGAAAAAGAUACAGGAAAUUACACUGUCAUCCUUACCAAUCCCAUUUCAAAGGAGAAACAGAGCCAUGUGGUAUCUCUGGUUGUGAAUGUCCCACCCCAGAUUGGUGAGAAAUCUCUGAUCUCUCCCGUGGACUCUUACCAGUAUGGCACCUCCCAAACGCUGACGUGCACGGUCUAUGCCGUUCCUCCCCCCAGUCACAUCCACUGGUACUGGCAGCUGGAAACAGAGUGUACCUACCAGCCCACCCAAGCUGCCUUAACGACAAACCCACAUACCUGUAAAGAAUGGAGAAACGUGGAGAACUUCCAGGGGGGAAACAAAAUUGAAGUCAACAAAAAUCAAUUUGCCCUAAUUGAAGGAAAAAACAAAACUGUAAGUACCCUUGUUAUCCAAGCAGCCAAUGUAUCUGCUUUGUACAAAUGUGAAGCAGUGAACAAAGCUGGGAGAGGAGAGAGGGUUAUCUCCUUCCACGUGACCAGGGGUCCUGAAAUCACUUUGCAACCCGGCACCCAGCCCACUGAGCAGGAGAGCGUGUCUCUGUGGUGCUCCGCGGACAGAACUAUGUUUGAGAACCUCACGUGGUACAAACUUGGCCCACAGGCUCUGCCCAUCCACGUGGGAGAGCUGCCCACGCCUGUCUGCAAGAACUUGGAUGCUCUUUGGAGAAUGAAUGCCACGAUGAUCUCUAAUAGCACAAAUGACAUUUUGAUCAUGGAGCUGCAGAAUGCAUCCCUGCAGGACCAAGGAGACUACAUCUGCUUUGCUCAGGACAGGAAGACCAAGAAAAGACAUUGCGUGGCCAGGCAGCUUACAGUCCUAGAGCGCAUGGCACCCACGAUCACAGGAAACCUGGAGAACCAGACAACAAGUAUUGGCGAAACCAUCGAAGUUUCCUGCACAGCGUCUGGGAAUCCCCCUCCACAGAUUACGUGGUUUAAAGAUAAUGAGACGCUUGUGGAAGAUUCAGGCAUCGUGCUAAAAGAUGGGAACCGGAACCUAACUAUCCGCAGGGUGAGGAAGGAGGAUGAAGGCCUGUACACCUGCCAGGCAUGCAGUGUUCUCGGGUGUGCAAAAGUGGAGGCGUUUUUCAUAGUGGAAGGUGCCCAGGAAAAGACAAACUUGGAAGUCAUUAUUCUAGUAGGCACUGCAGUGAUUGCCAUGUUCUUCUGGCUACUUCUUGUCAUCGUUCUACGGACCGUUAAGCGGGCCAGUGGAGGGGAACUGAAGACGGGCUACUUAUCCAUCGUCAUGGAUCCAGACGAACUCCCCCUGGAUGAGCACUGUGAGCGCCUGCCUUAUGAUGCCAGCAAAUGGGAAUUCCCCAGAGACCGGCUGAAACUAGGUAAGCCUCUUGGCCGUGGUGCCUUCGGGCAAGUGAUUGAAGCAGAUGCCUUUGGAAUUGACAAGACAGCAACCUGCAAGACAGUGGCUGUCAAAAUGUUGAAAGAAGGAGCAACUCACAGCGAACACCGAGCCCUCAUGUCUGAACUCAAGAUCCUCAUUCAUAUUGGCCACCAUCUCAACGUGGUCAAUCUUCUUGGUGCCUGUACCAAGUCAGGGGGGCCACUCAUGGUGAUUGUGGAAUUCUGCAAGUUUGGAAACCUGUCAACUUACUUAAGGAGCAAGAGAAAUGAGUUUGUCCCCUAUAAGACUAAAGGGGCACGAUUCCGGCAAGGGAAAGAAUAUGUUGGGGAAAUCACCGUGGAUCCUAAACGCCGCUUGGACAGCAUCACCAGUAGCCAGAGCUCAGCCAGCUCCGGAUUUGUUGAGGAGAAAUCCCUCAGUGAUGUGGAGGAAGAGGAAGUUUCUGAAGAUGUGUACAAGAACUUCCUGACCCUGGAGCAUCUCAUCUGUUACAGCUUCCAAGUGGCUAAGGGCAUGGAGUUUUUGGCAUCACGGAAGUGUAUCCACAGGGACCUGGCAGCGAGAAACAUCCUCUUGUCGGAGAAGAAUGUGGUUAAAAUCUGUGACUUUGGCUUGGCCCGGGAUAUUUAUAAAGACCCAGAUUAUGUCAGAAAAGGAGAUGCUCGCCUCCCUUUGAAAUGGAUGGCCCCGGAAACAAUUUUUGACAGAGUGUACACAAUUCAGAGUGACGUGUGGUCUUUUGGUGUCCUGCUCUGGGAAAUAUUUUCCUUAGGUGCUUCUCCAUAUCCUGGAGUAAAGAUUGAUGAGGAAUUUUGUAGGAGAUUGAAAGAAGGAACUAGAAUGAGAGCUCCUGAUUAUACCACACCCGAAAUGUACCAGACCAUGCUUGACUGCUGGCAUGGGGAGCCCAAUCAGAGACCCACGUUUUCAGAGCUGGUGGAACAUUUGGGAAAUCUGUUACAAGCUAAUGCUCAGCAGGAUGGCAAAGACUACAUUGUUCUUCCCAUAUCAGAGACUUUGAGCAUGGAAGAGGAUUCAGGACUCUCUCUGCCUACCUCACCUGUUUCCUGUAUGGAGGAAGAGGAAGUGUGUGACCCCAAAUUCCAUUAUGACAACACAGCAGGAAUCAGUCAGUAUCUGCAGAACAGUAAGCGAAAGAGCCGGCCUGUCAGUGUAAAAACAUUUGAAGAUAUCCCGUUGGAAGAACCAGAAGUAAAAGUAAUCCCAGAUGACAACCAGACGGACAGUGGUAUGGUUCUUGCAUCCGAAGAGCUGAAAACCUUGGAAGACAGAACCAAAUUAGCCCCAUCUUUUAGUGGAAUGAUGCCCAGCAAAAGCAAGGAGUCUGUGGCAUCUGAAGGCUCAAACCAGACGAGCGGCUACCAGUCGGGGUAUCACUCCGAUGACACGGACACCACUGUGUACUCCAGCGAGGAGGCGGAACUUUUAAAGCUGGUAGAGAUUGGACCACAGGCUGGCAGUGCGGCUCAGAUUCUCCAGCCUGACACUGGGAUCACACUGAGCUCCCCUCCUGUUUAA
Mesoplodon densirostris (Blainville's beaked whale) is the source of this 4086-nucleotide messenger RNA. RefSeq names its product kinase insert domain receptor (gene KDR). NCBI's taxonomy places the organism in Eukaryota, Metazoa, Chordata, Mammalia, Artiodactyla, Ziphiidae. The transcript has 30 exons. Gene Ontology annotation, molecular function: vascular endothelial growth factor receptor activity; ATP binding; growth factor binding. Bases 16 to 4086 code for a protein of 1356 amino acids. Gene Ontology annotation, cellular component: signaling receptor complex; membrane. Gene Ontology annotation, biological process: multicellular organism development; positive regulation of kinase activity; endothelial cell differentiation. The record is from RefSeq and is a predicted model, not a curated record.